GGGAAAUCGGUCAUUUUUCUCUUUAGUUAAAAAUACAAUACAGGCGUCCGUUCUUCCUUCCUCCAAACUGAGGAAUUCGCGUAUUUCAAACAUUUCUAGGAAAUCGAAUUCCAAAAUCACUCGUUCUUUUGUUUUUGACGGGAGAAUCACUCGUUCUUAGUUAUAGGUGAUGGCGGAUCCGCAUAAUGUUGAGUUUGAAGCUGCUAAGUUUUUACAGAAACUCAUUCAUGAAUCUACUGAUGAGCCAGCGAAAUUGGCCACAAAACUUUAUGUUAUAUUACAACACAUGAAAGCAAGUGGGAAGGAAAAUUCUAUGCCGUACCAAGUAAUAUCUAGGGCCAUGGAGACUGUUAUAAAUCAGCAUGGUCUUGAUAUCGAGGCAUUGAUGUCGUCACGCCUUCCUUUGAGUAGUGGAUCUCACGUGGGAGAGUCUGCCAGAGUACAACCAGCAGGAUGUUCACAGUCUGUAGGAGUUGCCACAGACUCUAAAUCGGGCAUGAUUGAAAAUGACACUACAAGACCUGAUGGUUUUAGUUCUGGGAGGCCACCGGCUGUUCCUAGCAGUAUUGGGAAUGACCCUUUCCAAGGACAGGUUUCCCAAAGGAGUGCAAUGUCAUUUGAUCAUGAGAGCCCUUCAAGUAUAGACACCAGAUCUACUAACUCACAUUCGCAGGAUCGGCGUGAACCACCAGUUUGGGAGCAACAAGGCAUGCAGAAAGAUACAAAAAGAGCCAACAUCAAGAGAAAGAGGACUGACUCAUCCGGCAUAGAAACACAGGAUGAUAUCUCCCAGCAGCUCGAUUCUUAUUCUGGCAUGCCUGAUAUAAGGAAGGAGAGGCUUAUUGGCAAAUCCGAAGCAGGAGGGACUCUUCCAGUCGAUUCUGAUGGCUGGAAGCAGGGAUUCUUCAGUGGUGCCAAAAAUUUCCGAGAUAAAACUGUGCCAGGCCAUCUAUCAUCUGGUACUCAAGUUGACGUUGCAAUUAGAAAUCUGAAUUCUGCAUCUUCUCUGGAUGCUGCUGGAAUUUCACAUAUACCACUUAGUGCUGAUAGGCUUUCUCAGGCUGGUAAUUCCAGUAAACACUGUGAAGGGGGAAUACCUGGAAGUUCAGCUUCUAGAGAUACUGGAAAGUAUCCAGCUUUUCCUGCUUCAGUAACAAGCAUGCCUUUUAAAGAGCAUCAUCUGAAGCAGCUGAGAGCCCAGUGUCUGGUCUUCUUAGCAUUCAGAAAUGGGUUGUCCCCAAAAAGACUCCAUCUUGAGAUUGCGCUCGGGAACAUCUUACCUAAAGAAGGAUCCAGCAGUAGUGUAGAUGGAGCUCAAAAUGAGCUAGUUAAAGAUAAGGGGAAACAGCAAACAACUUUUGAGUCAAGCAAUAUAUCUGAAGUCCCUUUGCCACUGGGAAACCUGGCUAGUGUGAAGAGUGAUGGAGCUCCUACUGUUUCUGGUGCUGCUGUAUAUAUUAGAGAAGCUGAUCCUCUCUCGAAAGAAACUGAGAAUAUAAAAUUGUUGGCAAGAAAACCUGCACUGUCUGACCUUUCACAUACUGAUGAAGAUAUGAAACACCUUCGUCACGGAAACAGAAGCCUGGAGGAUGAUACGGAGAAUCAGGAAAUAACCAACUCUUCUGCACUUAUAACAACUCCGUGGAAGCCUGAUACUUCAGGAAUGAAAAGUUCAGCCACCCAUAUCCAUGAAGAUAUUCUGCAGCCAGGGGGAGCUAACCAUGUUCCUUGUGUUAUUGGUCUGAAUAGGCAGCUGAAGCCUGAGAUGAUUUGGGAGACUAGAGUUGAUCAGAAUGACUUUUCUCGGGGGCCAUUGCAUGGCUCUGUUCGACAUGAAUUAGGGGCCAGUAAUGAGAUUUCUUCAAUUUUAUCUCAACGUGACAGCCUUAAUCAGUAUCAACAGCUUGCUGAUAAACAAUUGUCCACAUCUUGGAAAUCAAUUGAAGGCGUGGAAAAUGGACAUAACAAGGCAAGAUCAGUAAAUGAUCCUAACAUACAGCCCCGUAAUGCCUUGCACGAUGGUAAUGGUGCUUUAGAGUUCCGAACACGAUCUAUCCCUGAUGGGUCAAUUGUUGUUCCUGUGUCUAAUUCAAGCUACAUGAAUAAGGAUUCUAGCUCUGUUGCUCCUACGGAUAAGCACUCAGAAUCUGAAGAGGAAGGAAAAUUUUCUGUUAAGUUGCCCCCUGUACCAAAAUAUACGUUGUCUGAAAAAUGGAUAAUGGCUCACCAGAGAAGGAAACUUGCUGCUGAACAGAAGUGGGUGCAAAAACUGCAGAAAGCAGAUCAAAGAAUCACCACCUGUUUUAGUGAACUGAAGGAAACAGUGAGCUCAUCUGCAGAUAUAUCUGCAAAAACAAGGAGUGUGAUUGAGUUGAAAAAGCUUCAAUUAUUGGAGCUUCAACGCUGCCUUCGAAGAAAUAUUCUGAGUGAUUUUUUUAAGCCCAUACAAACUGAAAUGGACCGGUUGAAGUCAAUUAAGAAACACCGAAUUGGUAGGAGGUUGAAGCAUGUUGAAAAAUUUGAGCAAAAGAUGAAGGAAGAACGUCAAAAGAGGAUACGUGAGAGACAAAAGGAGUUCUUCAGUGAAGUAGAAGUUCACAAGGAGAGACUGGAGGAUGUGUUUAAAUACAAGAGAGAACGCUGCAAGGGUUUUAAUCGAUAUGCGAAGGAGUUUCACAAAAAGAAGGAGCGAAUACACCGGGAAAAAAAUGACAGAAUUCAACGUGAAAAAAUAAACUUGUUAAAAAUCAAUGAUGUGGAGGGUUAUUUGCGGAUGGUACAGGACGCAAAAUCCGAUAGAGUCAAGCAACUUCUCAAAGAGACAGAGAAAUAUCUUCUGAAGCUUGGAUCAAAGCUUAAGGAGGCAAAGGCUGCUGCUAGGCAAGUUGAGAUGGAUGAAAACAGGAUUGCGGCUAUUGAUGAGAGUGGUGAUAUUUUUGCUGAGGCAGAGGAUGAAAGUGAUCAGGCAAAGCACUACAAGGAAAGCAAUGAGAAGUACUAUUUGAUUGCUCAUAGCAUCAAGGAGAACAUUGCCGAGCAACCAACUGGACUUCGGAAUGGAAUACUACGAGAGUACCAAAUGAAUGGACUGAGAUGGCUCGUAUCACUGUACAAUAAUCAUCUAAAUGGGAUUCUUGCCGAUGAAAUGGGUCUUGGGAAAACUGUUCAGGUGAUUUCUUUGAUUUGCUACUUGAUGGAGACAAAAAAUGACAGAGGACCUUUUUUAGUGGUUGUUCCGUCUUCAGUUCUUCCUGGAUGGGAACAGGAGAUGAGUUUGUGGGCACCUGGUAUAAACAAAAUUGUUUAUGCUGGGCCUCCGGAGGAGCGGCGCAGGCUAUUCAAGGAGAGGAUCAUCCAUCGGAAAUUCAAUGUCCUCCUGACAACAUAUGAAUAUCUAAUGAACAAGCAUGACAGGCCUAAAUUGAGUAAAAUUGACUGGCAUUACAUUAUAAUUGAUGAAGGACAUCGGAUAAAGAAUGCAUCUUGCAAGCUAAAUGCUGAGUUGAAACUUUAUCGUAGCUCUCACAGAUUACUAUUAACUGGGACCCCUUUACAGAACAACCUUGAGGAGCUUUGGGCUUUGCUUAAUUUUCUACUGCCAAACAUUUUUAACUCUUCUGAGGACUUUUCUCAGUGGUUCAACAAACCAUUUGAGAGUAAUGGCGACAACUCCCUGGAUGAGGCCUUGCUAUCUGAGGAGGAGAAUCUAUUAAUCAUCAAUCGUCUUCACCAAGUUCUUCGUCCAUUUGUACUUAGAAGGCUGAAACACAAGGUGGAGAAUGAAUUGCCUGAAAAAAUCGAGAGACUUGUCAGGUGUGAGGCUUCUGCAUACCAAAAGCUCCUUAUGAAGAGGGUUGAGGAGAAUCUGGGUGCACUUGGGGUGUCAAAGGCUCGAGCUGUUCACAACUCUGUGAUGGAGCUCCGGAAUAUCUGCAAUCAUCCAUAUCUUAGCCAGCUUCAUACGGAAGAGGUGGAUAAUUUUAUGCCUAAACACUUUCUGCCGCCGGUUGUAAGGCUAUGUGGCAAGCUUGAGAUGCUCGAUCGUUUGCUUCCUAAACUCAAAGCAACUAAUCAUCGGGUUCUUUUCUUUUCCACAAUGACUAGGUUGCUUGAUGUUAUGGAGGAAUAUCUUGUAUGGAAACAAUAUCGUUACCUUAGGUUAGAUGGACAUACAUCUGGCCUUGACAGAGGUGCCCUUAUUGAACAGUUCAACCGACCAGAUUCUCCCUAUUUUAUAUUCUUGCUCAGUAUUCGGGCUGGAGGUGUUGGGGUGAAUCUUCAAGCAGCAGAUACUGUCAUCAUUUUUGACACAGACUGGAAUCCGCAGGUUGAUUUGCAAGCACAAGCUAGAGCGCAUAGGAUUGGACAAAAGAAAGAUGUGCUUGUUCUUAGACUAGAAACAGUCCACACCGUUGAGGAGCAAGUGAGAGCUGCAGCUGAGCACAAAUUGGGUGUGGCUAAUCAGAGUAUCACUGCUGGUUUCUUUGAUAACAAUACAAGUGCUGAAGAUCGUAGGGAGUAUUUGGAGUCUCUCUUACGGGAAUGUAAGAAAGAAGAAGCUUCUACUGUGCUGGAUGAUGAUUCUCUGAAUGAUAUUUUAGCUCGCAGUGAGUCUGAGAUCGAUGUAUUUGAAUCAGUUGACCAGAAAAGGCAUGAAGAAGAGAUGGUUACAUGGAGAAAGCUGGUACUCGAGAAGGGAGGUGAUGGUUCUGAAGUUUCGCCGCCUCUACCCUCACGUCUUAUAACAGAUGAUGAUCUGAAGGUAUUCUAUGAGGCAAUGAAGAUACAUGAUAUUCCUAAUGAUGGGGCUGCUUCUAGUUCUGGAAUGAAGAGAAAAGCCGGGUAUUUGGGAGCCUUUGAUACUCAACAUUAUGGGCGGGGUAAGCGGGCUCGAGAGGUGCGCUCUUAUGAAGAGCAAUGGACAGAAGAGGAAUUUGAAAAGAUUUGUCAAGCCGAGUCUCCUGAAGUUCCCAAGCCACAGGAUGAGAACAUGGAUAUCUCACUGGGAAUAGACAAUGGUCAAACAUCUGGCAAAGUGGAGCUACCUUUGCAGUCCCUGCAAACUCCUCCUCCCUCUUUAGUAUCAUCCCCGCUUCGUAAGAAAGAGGUCAGACCAUCCGUUAAGCGGGGCCGAGGGAGGCCAAGGAGAACAGAAGCAGAUGUUUCUCCUGCCAUUGGGGUUAGUUCAACACCCAUUGGAGUUAGUCAACGUGAAAUUCAAUUGCAGAAAGGAAUAGAUUCAAUCAUGGUGAAUUCAAGUGAUCUAGACACUCAUGGUACUUCUGCUGUGACACGAGAUGACAGUGGAGACAAAAAUCAGAAUGAUGUGGUUCCUCACAAACCCGAGGCAGUUGCACCUUUGCCACUUUCUCUUGAUUCUGGGGUUCAAUCUGAUCUUGGUUGUACUUCUUUCUCAACUCAGCCUAAAAGACAAGGUCGGAAAGGGCAGCCAACCGAGAGAUCUAUUGCAGGGAAUUCAGGGACUGAAUCUGUUAAGCGGAGGGGAAGGAAACCAAGUCGUGUGUUCCAUCCUGUUCCUGCUGGUUCUCAGGUAGAAGAAUUAAAACCCAUUGAACAACUAUCCUCAGAUACACCUGUACCGGAAAUUUCUAGGGUUAGCACAGAUAAUCCUCAUGCAGUGAGUUUAGGUAGCUCAGAUCCCAAAUCCUUUGAGGGCCGUUCUGGUUUAGCUGUUGAUGAGGAUUCGAAAGAGUCUGAACCAGCAGUUAAGCAGACUCUAUAUGAUUUCUCAUCGAUGACUGACACGGAAACAAGCAAACCUAGAUCAUUAUCAAGUCGAAAUGUUUCUGCCCAAGAUUUUGUAGUUGGGUCUGUUGACACAGCUGUUCAAGAUCCAAAACCUAAUGUUAAUUCUAAAAUAGAUAUCUUGGAUUCCUCCUCUAUUUCACCGGCUCCUUCAAAAGCUUCUGCUGUCAGCAAAGGUGAUCCUGUGUCUCAGGAUCAAAUGGUUAAUUCAUUGAAAACUGGAACUGAUCUUCAAAAUGUUACCGCACAACUUUCCAAUCCUUGUUCUGAAUCUGCCAUGGCUAACCCAAUUGGACUCCGACCUGGUAGAAGACAAAGCCAGAAGCCUCAAGGUGGAAUUGAACCAGUCCGACGCAGGGGUAGUAAACGUGGCAAGAUAGUGAAAACUGACCUUGCUCCACCUGAUGUUCAAGAUAAAAAUUUGAAUAAUAAUGUGAAAAGUCAAGGUUCGCUGUCCACUUCAGCUGGCACAUAUGUUACAGCACCUGGAGCCGGUAAUAUGGGAAUGGGCUCACUUGUUGCUACUGUCCCUGUAAUUCCUCUUGUCCCAGUCUCAGGUUUCAUGCUCAGUUCUACGCCUUUGACUUGUACUAGCGGCUCAACGCAUCAUGUAAACAUGGGUUCACAAUCAAGUCCUCUUCUGUCUGGAACUUCAGCUAUCUCCCCCAAGAGUCCUAUGCUUGUUCCUUUGCAAGACCAAGGGCAAGAUCAGAAUGCACAAGCUGGAGAAACGGCUCCACGUCGACGUGGAAAGAAAAAGAGUGCAGCAUUACCUGCAGAUAACUCGGGUAGUCAGUCAAUAUCUUCGAGGCAGUCUGAUAAGAGUGCUGGAGCCUCUGGUAGCCGCAAAGGCAUAGCAACAAGAAGUAGACGAAUAAACAUUUCCCAGACUAAGAUUGUACAGGAAAAAGCAGAGGUAUGGGACAUUUCUAUUGCUUCAACUGGAAAGGAUUUAGAGACAAUCCAGUCGGCCGUCGUGUCUUCUCAUGUUGUCAGUCCAUGUGUUCUGGAAUCUGCUUUUGUUAAGGCCAAUGAAGCCAGCAAUUCUCAGGAAUUAAGGCAUGCUAACUCAAUGGAACAGAUAGCAUUAUGCCGCACUCCAGCAGAUCUUCCACCCGUAUCAUGCAAGGGUAAAACGAAUGUUAUUGUAUUGGCUUUAGAAUCAACUGGUCCUGGUGUAGAUCCUGCUCGGGUUACUUACAGAAAUGUGGUUGCGAAAGAUGAACUUUUGGAGUUGCAAAAGAAUGCUGCUCGAAGUGUCCUUACACCAAUUGUUGAGGUUUCUCAAAUAGAAGCCAGCUGUACUGCUGCUAUGCAAGCACCUACUCUGGAUGAGGAAUUGUUUGCACCUCCUGGAUUCGACACCCCAAGAAAUGAAGUGUCAGAAGCUGCACUGAGGAAGCCAUUGGAAAGAGAUGUUGGUGGCACAUCUAAGAUUACUGAUGCAAAAAGAAGUGCUGUUGUCUUGGCUCUGGAAUCAACUGUACUGGCAGCCAGUCCUUGCGGCAUGUCAUGCAAAAAUAUGGGUGAGAAAGAAGAAUCUUUAGACUCGUACAAAGUAAAAGACUCAGACACGGGAAGUGUCUCUUCUUCGAAGCCUAUAGGUCGUGAACCAAUUUCUGAAUUGGCUAAUACAGCGACGAUAGGUCACCCAGAAGAUGAAAUGUCAACUCCUCCUGGAUUUCACGUCCCUCAACGGGGCCUGUCUGAUAAUGCAGUUGCAACGCCUUUGGAAUGUGAUGAUAGCCUGACCUCAGAGAUGGUGGCUGAUUCUGCUCCAAAAUCUAAAGUUGACCAAUAUUCUGAAGAGCUUAAUGACGUUGCUGAUGUUCCAACAGCUUCUGAUGCUGUAGAUCUUCGUAGUGGGUCAACAUUGGAAGCACAAUCAAGAGAAGAUGAGCAAAUUCAUGGGUCUGAUGAUGGCAAAGUUGAUGCUUUUGAUAUAUCAACAGCUUCUGGUGCUGUUGAUAUUGGUAUUGUGUCAACAUUGGAAUCACAUUCUAGAGUAGAUGAGCAAAUUCAUGGGCCUGAUGAUGGCAAAGUUGAUGCGGUUGAUGCUCCAACAGCUUCUGAUGCUGUAGGUCUUGGUAUUGCAUCAACAUUGGAAUCACAUUCAAGAGAAGAUGGGCAAUACCAUGGGCUUGGUGAUGGCAAAGUUGAUGCUGUUGGUGCUCCAACAGCUUCUGACGCUGUAAGUCUUGGUAUUGCAGCAACAUUAGAAUCACAUUCAAGAGAAGAUGGGCAAUUUCAUGAGCCUGGUGAUGGAAAAGUUGAUGCUGUUGAUGCUCCAACAGUUUCUGAUGAUGUAAGACUUGGUAUUGCGUCAACAUUGGACUCACAUUCAAAUGAAGAUGAGCAAUUUCAUGGGCAUGAUGUUGGCAAAGUUGAUGCUGCUGAUUCUUGUGCUGUUGCAGCUCCUAGUUUGGUAUUAGAAAUGGAGGUGUCUCGUGACACCAAUGAUGACACUGCUGACACUAAUGUCGGUGGUCCAGAUUCUGAUGCGGCAGCAACGUCAUCUUUAGAAUCCAAACAGAAAGAGAAGCUGCAUGGGCCUGAUCAUGACAGUGGUGAACUUGAAAUUGGUGAUGCUCCCACAGUUUGCUGUGUUCUAGGCUCUGAAGCUGCAGCAAUUUCAACUACGAAAUUAAAUGAGAAAGAAGAGUUCCUGGGGUCUGAGGUUGGCUAUACUGUAAAUGAUGCUGCUGAUGCUCCUGCAGUUUCCCUUGCCGUGGUUUCUACUACAGUAACCUCAACUUGGGGAUUAGAAGAUAAAGGAGAACUGUGCAGCCCUAGUGAUAUCAAUGCUGUACAUGAUGCCGGUAAUGCGCCUGUAGUGUUGUCCUCUGUAAUUUCAGAUAUAGCAGUGACUCCAAUGUUGGCAUCAAUUGUAACGGAAGAGCCUCGGGUGGCUGAUAAUAGUAAUGGUGAUGAACAUGUUGCUGGGCCUGCCGGCAAUGCUCCCUCAACCCCAAAUAUUGUGGAGUUUGAUACUGCCGUGUGUUCAAUUCAACAAUCAAAAGCGAUUAAAGAGUGUCAUGAACCUGUUGAUGGCUACACUGAAAUUGAUGUUGUAGGUUCUGUUACUGUAGUAACAUCACCGUUUGAAACAAAAGAAAAAGAAGAGCUCGAAGGGCAUAAUGAUGGCGGUGCGGAACUCGAUGUUGGUGAAUCUCCCACAGACUCCACUAUUCCAGGUUCUGAUAUUGCAGCAGUCUUGACUUCCGUUUUAAAAACUAAAGAAGACUGCCUUGGGCCUGAAGCUGGCAUCGUUGAACAUGAUGCUGUUGAUGUUUCCUCAGCUUGUAUAGUUGGUUUUGAUAAGCAAGCAGCAUCUUCUUCAAAAGAUAAAAAGGAGUGUCAUGGGCCUGAUAGUUAUGAUAAACUUAAAGCUGAUGAUACUUACACAAAUCUGCAUGUUGGUUCAGAUCUUGCAGAAACCUCUACUCUAAUAGAAGAAGAGUGCAAUGGACUUGAUCGUGGCAAUGGUGAACUUGAUGCGGUUGAUGCUCCUACAGCUUUUCAUGCAGUCCGUUCUGGAGCUUCAAGCUCGGAAUCAAAAAAAGAGUGUCAUGGGCCUAAAGAUGGAGAUGUCAAACAUGAUGAUACUGGUGAUAUCUUUAAAGGUUCUGAUACUCCUGAAACUUCAACUCUGUCAUCAACUGAUAAAGAAAAGUGUCAUGGUUGUACUGAUUAAAAUGCUGAUCAUGAUACUUGAUACUGGUAAACCAUCUACAGAUUCUGGUUGUCUUGAUACUGCAAGAAGCUGUGAUAACUGUCAUCUUAUGUCUGUAAAAAUUUAGUUGUUCAUUCGUAAACAAUUAUUAUGUAUAUGUUUCAUCAAAGUAAGGCUUGGCCAAUCUAUAGAUCUUUUUACAUUGUA
Messenger RNA from Spinacia oleracea (spinach), 9646 nucleotides. Its product is annotated as chromatin structure-remodeling complex protein SYD. Gene Ontology annotation, molecular function: ATP binding; histone binding. The record is from RefSeq and is a predicted model, not a curated record. The transcript has 50 exons. Bases 170 to 9460 code for a protein of 3096 amino acids. Lineage: Eukaryota; Viridiplantae; Streptophyta; Magnoliopsida; Caryophyllales; Amaranthaceae.